Messenger RNA from Dufourea novaeangliae, 1091 nucleotides. RefSeq names its product ubiquinone biosynthesis O-methyltransferase, mitochondrial (gene Coq3). The transcript has 4 exons. The record is from RefSeq and is a predicted model, not a curated record. Gene Ontology annotation, molecular function: 2-methoxy-6-polyprenyl-1,4-benzoquinol methyltransferase activity. The coding region runs from base 237 to 1091 and encodes 284 amino acids. Gene Ontology annotation, biological process: ubiquinone biosynthetic process. NCBI's taxonomy places the organism in Eukaryota, Metazoa, Arthropoda, Insecta, Hymenoptera, Halictidae.
ACUUAUCUGAAAUUGUGAAUUAGGAGAUUCUUAUCAAUCGGUAGAUUAAUCGCAAUAAGAUCGAUCGAUGACACUAUUUUUGUGCUCUUUAUUGAUUUAAUGAACAUUUGUGUUUACCCUUGAUGCGAUACGUCGUUCAUCGGUUAAUCACGUGUCAUUUGUUUCUGUAUAUACAAUUUCAAGGACAUCAUAAUAUAUAUUUGCUAAAUUUUUUAUACUAAUUUAACGAUUUAAUCAUGAAGAUCUUAAAGUUUCUACCUUCCCGAUCUAUAAGCACAGGAAAUCCUUUUCGGAACAGGUUAACUGAACAGGUUGAACAUUCAACCAAAUCUUCUAUAGUCAAAAAAUCGACUGUUGAUGUUACGACAGUAGAGCAUCAUUCUAAAUUAAGUAAUCAGUGGUGGGACGUGAAUGGAGAAUUGUGUGCUCUGCAUUCAUUAAACCCACUUAGAGUACAAUUCGUUCGGGAUGGUUUAGCAAAUACUGGGAUGCAGGUGGAAACCCCAUAUUUACCUUUAGAGGGAACUAAAAUCUUAGAUGUUGGGUGCGGCGGAGGACUGUUGUCUGAACCUUUAGCUAGAAUAGGAGCAGAAGUAACUGGGAUUGAUGCGUCUUCAGAAUUGAUAAAGACUGCUAAACAGCAUGCAUCUUUAGAUUUAAAUUUAGAUGGAAGGUUGAACUAUGUUCAGGCAGUUAUGGAAGAUUACUAUGCAAAGAACAAAGAGAGAUACGAUGCUGUGGUAGCCUCUGAAGUUUUGGAGCAUGUAAACAACAAAGAGUUAUUUUUAAAGUAUUGUGUAGACACUUUGAUACCUGGUGGUUCGAUAUUUCUUACAACAUUGAAUAAGACUCUGCCUUCAUGGCUUGGAGGCAUAAUUGCUGCUGAACACGUUUUAAAAUUGGUACCAACGGGCACUCAUGACUGGAACAAAUUUAUCACUCCAGCCGAAAUUCAGCGUUUAUUAGAGACAUGUGGUUGUAAAACAAAAUUGAUCCACGGAAUGUUUUACAACCCUUUAAAGAACGAAUGGUUCUGGACGUCAUCUACAGCGAUAAAUUAUGCAGUUCACGCAGUGAAGAAACGAGAAUAG